Molecule: messenger RNA, 2718 nt
Organism: Colletotrichum gloeosporioides
Lineage: Eukaryota; Fungi; Ascomycota; Sordariomycetes; Glomerellales; Glomerellaceae
Exons: 4
Coding region: 1-2718 (905 amino acids)
Source: RefSeq, a predicted model, not a curated record
AUGGCGGCCCCGCUGAAGAGACACGGCAGCUUGGCGGCUAGUGCCGCCUUUGAGAGACCGAUCCAUUUCUCAAUCCUGACCCUCCUCGAAUCCGGUCUUGCUAUCGCAGCAUGGGCAAAGUGGUCGUCUCCAGACCAAGGCUCCCACGAUGAAGGCUACCAACUGGCAACCUUUUCUUCGCCAAGCCCCCACUGGAAACGACGCAUCCAGGCCAGCAUAGAUUUUACCUUUCUCCCGGUCUUUAUCACUCUGUAUUUGGUCGCAUUACCCACUGCCAUCAGCCUUCAACAGCCACUCGGUGACCAGACCCGCUCCCGACGCUGCUUCAGCGCACCUCACAUUCGCUACUUGUUCAUCGCCGUCGUCUGGGCCUGCGCCGCGAGGUCCACGCUCGCUCUGUCAACACAGUCCGCUGGCGCAAUCUGCCCGCCGGGUCCCCUCCGAUGGGAACGACAAAUACCACUAGCUCAGAUCGUGACCGUCGCGCUUGAUGCCUUCCUGCUGGUCCGCCUCUCGAGAUGGCGACAAGAGACGGCAGAGGAUGCGCCGCAGGCAUGGGCAUUUGCCUCGCGUUUGUUCCUGGGGUCGGCGGGCGCGUUAGCCAUCCUCGCGUGCUUCUCAUUUUAUAACCUGCGCAACAUCAGGUGGGCGUUCGUGCUACACUACGUUGCCGUUAGAGAUUUGGUGAUGGAUAGCACGGUGGUCUCCGUCGCGAUUCUCUCGGGUUUCUACGCCAUGACUGAUCUUCACCCGAGCACUUUGGCCAUGGUCACAACGGCCUCUGGCGUCUACGCGCAUCAGAUCUUCCGCAUGCUUCAGACGUCUGCACCAGUGGACGACUCCCUCCUUUACAUGGUUUCCGGUGGAGUCACCAUAGCAGGAGUUGGGCUUCUGCUUCGCUACGACAGGGACAUUUCUGGAAUGUCAGGGCCCGGCGCCGACAAUCGCUUGGUGAGAUUUUUGACAGGUUGGUACGUUGUUCUUGUUGGGUUUCUGUGCGGCACAUAUCUCGUCUUCUACCCCGACUUUGCCUCCAUCGACACCCUUUCUCUCCCGGAUCUGUUGUCUGUUGAACACGCCAAGUCGGACAAUUGGACGGUACAGGCAAAUCAGAGCAGAACGUUGGAUGAAGCAGUCCGAAACUACCGCGUUCGCUACGGCAUGCCGCCUCCGCCAAACUUUGACAAAUGGUUCGAGUACGCCAUGGGAAACGGGUCCCCCAUCAUCGACGACUUUACUCAAAUUAACGACGACCUGUUGCCGUUCUGGGGAGUACAGCCAGAAGUUCUCAGACAGAGGACGAGCCAUGUUUUGGAGCUGCCGUGGCUCGGCAUGGGAGGUCUUCGCAUCCGCGGAGGCAGGAUAGGCAUCUCCCCUGGCACUCCUGGAUCACACAUGUGGAUGAUGGAGUCGAUGCAGGAAAUGAUUGAGCCGUUUGCACAGUAUCUCCCCGACAUGGACUUUGCAAUCAAUCUCAACGACGAGUGCCGCGUCGCCAUCCCGUUCGAAGACACCCAGGCCCUACAAAACGUCGGCCUUGACUCGAGAGCCAGAUUGCUCAGCAAGUCAGCGCUAAAGCCGUUCGACACCUCGAGACAGCUCUGGCCCAACAACGACACCGUUCUCGGCCCCAAGGUCAAGUCACCUUACUUUGCAGACCACAUCCGCGACGAGAUCUACUACGACUUUGUCGCCCCGGCCUGUCCCCCAGACUCGCCCGCGCGCAACACCCGCUGGUGGUCCCGCCGCGAAUCCUGCCGCGACUGCCUCCUCCCGCACGCCGUUCGCGUAUACGAAAACGGGCUGGAGAACUACCCCGUGGUGUCCAACUGGACCUCGGCCACCGACCUCUGCCACCAGCCCGACCUGGCCUACCUCCACGGAUUCCUGCUGUCGCCCGCCGCGGCGAUAUUCACCAAGACGCCGUUUCCGGUAUUCAGCCAGAGCAAGACGUCCGGGUUCGCGGACAUUCUGAUACCCUCGCCGUGGAACUUUGACGACAAGGCGGGAUACGACGAGGAGUCGGACGUGGAGUUUGAGAGCAAGGAGAAUGUCAUGUUUUGGAGGGGGAGUGCCACGGACGGCUACGCUGCCAGGGGUUCGUGGCAGAGCUUCCUGAGAGCGAGGUUCGUCGCGGCUGCAAACAUGUGGAAGAACGCAUGGACGAUGUCGUCCGCGUCGUCCGCUACCGCCGUUGAGGGAGAGAUCGUGAGAUCAGACGCCGGGCCACGUUUCGACGUCGGCUUUGUUGGGGACUGGAGGAAGUGCCACGAAGGCGACUGCGACGCCGAGAGGGACACCUUCUGGGGCGGCCACGACGAGCCGACGAAGAACAAGGUCAAGUUCCAGGAGCACUGGAAAUACGCCCACCUCAUGGACCUCGACGGUGCGGGAUUCAGCGGGAGGUUCAUACCGUUUCUGCGGAGCAAGAGCCUCGUCUACCGGAGCGGCGUCUUCCGCACCUGGCUCGCGGAGCGGGUGCACGCGUGGCGCCACUACGUGCCCGUGGACGUGCGGCUCCACGAGCUGAAGGGGCUGCUGUGGUUUUUCGGGGCCGACUACGAGGGCAAGAUCCGGGCGGCGCAGAUUGCGGAGGAGGGCAGGGUCUGGGCUGCGCAGGCGUUGCGCAAAGAGGAUAUGAGGAUUUACAUGUUUCGGUUGUUGCUGGAAUGGGGACGGUUGGUGGACGACGGAAGGGAGGAGCUUGGGUUUGCGUGA